Molecule: messenger RNA, 1473 nt
Organism: Magnolia sinica
Lineage: Eukaryota; Viridiplantae; Streptophyta; Magnoliopsida; Magnoliales; Magnoliaceae
Product: protein FAR1-RELATED SEQUENCE 5-like
Exons: 4
Coding region: 1-1473 (490 amino acids)
Biological process (GO): regulation of DNA-templated transcription
Molecular function (GO): zinc ion binding
Source: RefSeq, a predicted model, not a curated record
AUGGCAAACAAUUCAGGCAUAACACCAUCAGCAACUAUGGCAUUUAUGAGCAAGCAGGCUGGAGGUCGAGAGAAUUUGGGAUACCAACCUGUUGAUUACAAAAAUUACUUGCGAAAAAAGCGAAUGAAAGCGAUGGAAAGGGGAGAUGCAGGAGCUGUAGAUGAAGAUGAUCAAAUCACCAAUAUUUUUUGGGCAGAUGCAAAGCCGAUAAUGGAUUAUAGCUAUUUUGGGGAUGUGAUCUGCUUUGAUAUUACAUACAGGAUAAACAGCUAUGGUCAUCCAUUUGCCCCAUUUAUUGGGGCAAUGUCUGGAAAGCAACCAAGGACAAUCUUAACAGAUCAAUGUGCUGCAAUGGGCAAUGCAAUAGCUGAUGUGAUGCUGGAAACAUACCAUCGUCUAUGUAUCUGGCAUAUAUACCAAAAUGCCGCAAAGCACCUUAGUAAUGUAUUUCAUGGUUCAAAAAGUUUUGAAUAUGAUUUCAGUAGAUGUGUGUAUGAUUAUGAAGAAGAGGAAGAGUUUCUAAUUGCAUGGAAUAAUAUGCUUGAGAAAUAUGAUUUGAUGCAAAAUAAAUGGUUACAAGCGUUGUUUAAAGAAAGAAACAAAUGGGCUUUGGUGUAUGGCAAAAAUACAUUCUGCGCUGAUAUGAAGAGCACACAACAGAGUGAAAGCAUGAAUAAUGUUUUGAAGAAAUAUUUAAGUUCCAAAUACAAUCUUUUGUGUCUCUUCACACAUUAUGAACGAGUAGUGGUUGAUCGACGAUAUCGAGAAUUGGAAGCUGAUUUCAAAAUGAGGCAAAGUACCCCAAUAUUGUAUGUUGAUGUGGAGAUGUUGAUGGAAGCGGCAAAAGCAUACACUCCGGAAGUAUUUAAAAUGUUCCAAAAUGAGUACAAAAAGUUUCUUAGUCAUACAAUUCAUAAAAGUGGUGAAUUUGAUACAGUGUUAGAGUUUCAAGUUGUUUGUAAUGACAAAGUUGGAGGCCGUCUUGUCAAAUUUGACACAUCAAACAAUACCGUCACAUGUAGUUGUAAGAAAUUUGAGUUUGUCGGGAUACUAUGUAGCCAUGCACUAAAAGUUCUGGAUUAUUAUAAUAUAAAGGUGCUUCCUUCCAAUUAUAUUUUGAAAAAAUGGCAAAGAGAUGCAAAAGUUGGUGCUGUGAAGGACCAUCUUGGGUUUACCAUACAAGGUGAUCCUAAGAUUUCUUUAGGGAAGCGUUAUAGCUAUUUGUGUCGCAAGUUUGUUAAAAUCGCUUCAAUGGCUGAGGAAUAUAAAGAUGCAUUUGAUUUUGCUGAUAGAUAUUCAGACAAAUUUCAUGAUGAAUUGACAGAGUGUAUAAAAGGGAUCAAGAAACUUCCAUUGAUGACAUAUCAAACUAAUGAUGAAAAUGUAGAUGCUGAAAUUAUACUGAAAGUGUUCAUCAUCAACCGACUGACAAUAAAGUUACUUUCGUUGAUAGUCUCCGCUCGCAAAUUGUAA